Hibiscus syriacus is the source of this 737-nucleotide messenger RNA. RefSeq names its product acyl-CoA-binding domain-containing protein 6-like. The record is from RefSeq and is a predicted model, not a curated record. Lineage: Eukaryota; Viridiplantae; Streptophyta; Magnoliopsida; Malvales; Malvaceae. The coding region runs from base 1 to 444 and encodes 147 amino acids. The transcript has 5 exons.
AUGACCGGCUUAAGUAUUUGCUCGGCUGUAAUUGAUGGGGGGAAAUAUUUGGUAGCCUUUGGUGGAUACAAUGGGAAAUAUAAUAAUGAGGUUUUUGUUAUGAAACUCAAGCCAAGAGACUUAUCUCAUCCGAAGAUCUUCCAGUCCCCGGCAGCAGCUGCAGCAGCGGCUUCUGUUACUGCUGCAUAUGCAUUGGCGAAGUCUGAAAAAUUGGAAUUCCCACAAAUAAUAGAUCUGAACUUUAAUGCAGUUGAAAAGAGUGUUCCUCAAAAGGAUAUCAAUACGGAAAUUGAUGCAAUUAAAGAAGAGAAGGCAUUGGAGACAUCGAUUGAGGAAGUCAAGGCCGAAAACUCUAGGCUGAGGGAGAAGAUCGAUGAAUUAAAAAGCAAUCAUACUGAAUUAUCAAAGGAACUCCAAUAUAUCAGAGAGAUCAAGAUGCUUUAAACUUGAGGCUCAAAUUGCAGAACUACAUAAGAUGUUGGAAUCAUUUCAAACAGUAGAAAACGAAGUGCAAAUACUUAAGAGGCAAAAGUCUGCACUGGAGCAGGAGAUGGAGCUUUCAUCUGCCCAGCGGCAAGGUUCGGGUGGUGUUUGGCGGUGGAUAGCCGGAGGCACAUAGAAGUUGCAUAUCAUUCGAAACAAAGGAUCAUACUAGUGUUGCUCCUGUAUCUCUGGAGCAAUGACUAGGUAAGUUCCAAACCAACUGGUAUAAGUGGGUGCGGUCUAUUUGAAUAACA